GCUCCGAAGAAGUGAAACAAUGGGGGCUCUUCAACUCCAUUCUAUCUCUCCUUCCUUACAUGUCUGCCUGGAGCCGGAGCCAUCGUGCGUCCACCAUAAUCCGUCGAGGGCCCUUGGCGACCUCAACAUUUCGCAGUCAAGUCCGAUUGGAAAGCUCAUUCUAAAAUUUUGGCACCAGAGAGUACAGAGAUGGCAUCAUCACUCACAGAACCUUCUGUGGUGUGUUGACAAAGGAGGCCACCGGAGGUCUGUCUUUUCGGACGGCGGCGGAGAAUCCUUGUCUGGAGUCCGAUCCUCAAGCUUCGUCCGCCUGCUCCCCCUCCUUCAGCCGCCCCAACAGCCCAUUCUCCAUCCGACUGAUGCGAUAUCGUCAAUCUCGUCCAUUCAGAAAAAAAAGAAAACUGGAGGAUGUUUUGAAUUGGCGCUCGACAUUCAUUUCGGAGCAUCUUUGGCGAUUGUUUCACUUCAUAGGGUUUAUCCUCGACCAAUUACUUGCUGAUUUUCCUUCCCAUGCGACCGAUUUUCCUUUAUUAGGCGUUACUUUUGCUAAUCUUCAGAAGAUGCAUUUUCCUUCAAGUUCGCCCGGCUCCUCAUAUUAACUUCAACCUUCGACUCGCUCUCUCGUCCAUUAUUUCCAGAAACCGGUACUUCUUUCUUUAGAUUAUUGUGUUAUCUCCAAGUUUCAUGGUGUAAACUUGUGCAUUUUCUUGAAACCCUGUCCUGUGGUCGAGCGACACCCAGGAGAUAAUCACAGUGGAAUUUCUUAUUCUUUUCUGUCAACUGUUUAUAAACUUCAUAUUUCGGACGUUGGGUAAUCUUGCUUGGUUGCAUCUCCAAGUUAAUUGAAGUGUUUAUGGCGUUAAAACGCUACAAAAGAAUGCAACACCGAUGAGUUUGACAACCAGGGGUCGUCUUUGUUUGAUGGGGAUGCUGGUACUGCAUUAGAAUUGAAUUAAUUACUCUUGGAGAGAUUCCUGAGGCUGCGUUGACAACUGGCCGACAAAUAUUAGCCGUAUUGCGUCUCUCUUCAUUUCACCUGGUACAGGUUCUACGUUGAUUGAGAGAGCCUCUGACAAAGCAUUUUCUGAAAGGGACUAAGAUGCAAACAGGAUCUGUUUUAAGGCUUAAUACUACUACUAUGUAUUCUGGUGUUGUGAAAGCAAUAGCUGCCGGACAUCGAAGUGGACUGUGCUAUAUCAACAAUUUGCUGCGUGGACGAGGGGAAUUGUUGACCAAGGAUUGCAGGUUGUCUCAUUCCUUGCCAUAUUCUACAUUGUUGAUAUCAAAUACCUUGCAUUUUUCACCAAGAUUCCAUCCCAAAAGAAAAUCAAUGGUUGCUUCUAGUGACGUUUUCAGAGAUGCAUGUGUCAAUAAUUUAAUAAAAAACCAUGGAAAAUCUCUAGAGAUUGCAACACCUGCGGGAGUGUUUAACCAUAGGAGUCGUAGGAAUUUCCAGAAAGCUUGUGUGGGUUUGAGAAGGAAACAACCAUCCUAUAAUUGUCUAAUCUCUCGGAACAGUUCAAUUGAUGUAAAGCGUAUGAAGGACAACUACUUUCUGCAAAUUGGGUUGACCAAUCUUCAUGCCUUGUCUCAUGCAUGCCAUGCUGCUGGGACUGAUAAUUCUCCAGCUUUUGACAGCAACUCUCGUGAUGAACAGUUCACAAGUUCAAAGAUUUUGUCAAGCAAGGAUUUAUUAGGUGAAAGGACUUUGAAGCUGCUUUCAGGAUCAUGCUAUCUUCCCCAUCCAGCAAAGAAAGAGACAGGAGGAGAGGAUGCUCAUUUUAUUUGUGUGGAUGAACAAGUAAUUGGUGUUGCAGAUGGUGUUGGUGGUUGGGCAGAUGUUGGUGUUGAUGCUGGGGAGUUUUCUCGUGAACUUAUGUCAAACUCAAUAAGUGCAGUACAGGAGCAGCCUAGGGAUUCAGUUGACCCUGCCAAGGUGUUAGAGAAAGCUCACUCAGUCACUACAGCUAAGGGUUCUUCAACGGCCUGCAUCAUUUCCCUUUCUGAAAAGGGACUCCGUGCGAUUAAUCUGGGGGAUAGUGGAUUCAUAGUUAUAAGAGAUGGAAGCACUAUCUUCAGAUCUCCCGUUCAGCAACAUGGCUUCAAUUUUACUUAUCAGUUGGAGAGCGGCUAUAGUGGUGAUUUACCCAGCUCUGGAGAGAUUUUCAUAAUACCUGUUGCACCUGGGGAUGUCAUAGUUGCUGGAACGGAUGGCUUAUUCGACAAUCUUUACAGUAAUGAGAUUUCAGCUGUUGUAGUUAAUGCAGUUAGAUCUGGCUUGGAACCAGGAGUAACUGCUCAAAACAUAGCUGCUUUAGCACGCCAAAGAGCACUGGAUAGGAACCGGCAGACCCCAUUUUCUGCUGCUGCUCAAGAGGCUGGUUAUCGCUACUAUGGUGGUAAGCUGGAUGACAUCACUGUUGUUGUUUCGUUUAUAGCAGAUUCCACGGAUUCGUGAGUUUUUUCUACUGUCUCCUUCGACAAUGGAGCUCGAAUCAAGUGUAUUUUAGUGUAACAUAAUGGUGAUUGUGAGGAUUGGAACUCUGGUCCCAAUUUUCCCAGAGGUGCAGUUGACGAAGCUGCAGAAGAAUGGGUAAACUUUCUUGAGGUUUCUGCAAACUCCUAUCACUUGGACUCGCUUUUAAAAACAACCUGUAGGCAAAUGAUAGAUAUAACGUUAGAUUUUUGGGUAAAGAAACAACAGUAGCAUCCCACUGAUUGCUGCAAUCUCUUCGUGUUCUUGCUUCUAGCGCAUAGAUUCGAUGAAGACAACUAUUAGUCGAUGAUAAAUAACAAAUAGUCUGUUCUGUAUAUUAUUCCUUCUACUCUUUGAGAGCAAUAGAUAUAUAUUUUGUUA
Messenger RNA from Cucurbita moschata (crookneck pumpkin), 2857 nucleotides. Its product is annotated as probable protein phosphatase 2C 80. The record is from RefSeq and is a predicted model, not a curated record. Lineage: Eukaryota; Viridiplantae; Streptophyta; Magnoliopsida; Cucurbitales; Cucurbitaceae.